Molecule: messenger RNA, 1272 nt
Organism: Strongyloides ratti
Lineage: Eukaryota; Metazoa; Nematoda; Chromadorea; Rhabditida; Strongyloididae
Product: Protein DDI1 homolog 2
Exons: 2
Coding region: 1-1272 (423 amino acids)
Biological process (GO): proteolysis
Molecular function (GO): protein binding; aspartic-type endopeptidase activity
Source: RefSeq, a predicted model, not a curated record
AUGCGUGUUACUGUUACUAAUGAAGAUGAUGUUUUACCAUUAGAAGUUGGUGAAAGUGUUAUUCUAAAUGAAUUUCUUUCUAUUUGUAAAACAAUGUUACCAAAUCUUGAAGGACCUGCUGAAAAACUUGUAGUUGAUGUUGAUGGUUCAAAAAUAAUCCCAGUUCCUGAAAAUUUAACAAAAACUAUUGGUGAACACAAUUUUAAAGAUGGAUCUUUUAUAUAUGUUUUUCCAGUAGCAAGAUUACUUAAUCCAUUAAUGCGUCAAAUGCAAAAUGUUAGUGAAGUAAACGAACCAAUAGAAAAUCAACAAAGAUUAUCCAAUGUACCACAACCUGAUAGAGAGGUAGGAGGUAUUGUUGAUAAUGGAACUGAAGAAAGUAAAAUGAAAAUAGAAGCUAAAAUGUUACAUGAUCGUGCACUUGAAAAUCCUAAUGUUUUACGUUCAAUAUCUGAUACAUUUCCUUCAUUAUUAGAAACAUUUAACAAAGACAAAUCUUUUGAAUCAUUUUUUGCUGCAUUUAAAAAAGAUAUAGAGGCUGAAAGACGUAAACAAUUAUUGAUGCAAGAUGAAUUUUCUGAGGAAGGACAAAGAUAUAUUGCUGAACAGAUUCGAAGACAAAAUAUUGAAGAAAAUUUUAGAAUGGCUCAAGAAUAUAUUCCUGAGACAUUUUUUAUUAAUAAUUUGCUUUGGAUUAAAUUAAAAAUUAAUGGUGUACCAGUUUUGGGAAUAGUAGAUAGUGGUUGUCAAAGUUCUGCUGUUGUAUCAUUAAAUAUAAUAAAAAAAUGCAAUUUAUUAAAUUUGGUUGAUAAACGUUAUUUUGGUGCAGCUAGUGGAAUUGGUGGAAUGUCAAAUAUUAUUGGAAAAAUUCAUUCAACCAGUAUAAGUGUUAAUGAACAUUUAUUUGAAAUACCAAUUCAAGUAUUGGAUGGUAAUGAUUCAACAGUUCUUAUUGGUCUUGAUAUGUUGAAAAGAAAUCAAUGUGUAAUCGAUUUGCAAAAAAAUGUCCUUCGUUUUGGUGAUGGUACAGAAACACCCUUCUUAAGUGAAGCAGAAGCUCAAAGAGAAAGAGAUUUGUUUGAUGAGCAAAUGGCAAUCUAUAAUAGCUCUCAAAGUAUGGAAACAGAAACUGUUCCAGCUGUUUUUGUUGCUGACUCUGAAAAGUUAUCAGAAUUGAUUUCAAUGGGAUUUGAAGAAGGGCGAGCUAGGGAAGCUCUUAAGGUUUGUGAUAAUAAUUUAGAAUUGGCAGUUAAUUUCUUAUUCAGUAAUUAA